AUGUCGCCUAUCAGACAAUACGGUUGGUACCAAUGGCCCAUGCGUAUUUUCCAAUUAGCCAUCGCUACAAUCUGUUUGGCUUUGGCUGCUGCCCUCGUUGAUCAACAAGGCGACGGUGGUUCUCCCGGUAAGAUCAACUUUUGUGUCUUUGUCGGUUGCUUUUCCAUCUUGACGUUCUUCCUUACCGCCCUCGGUGCUUUCUGGCCUAAUCUUGUUGGUAAUGUUUAUUUAAUUGCUGCUUACGAUGCCUUAAACUGGAUUUUCGCUUUGACUGCAGGUGUCUGUAUUGCCGUGGCCAUUCGUGUCCAUUCUUGUGCAAACCGAAGCUUUUUGGACAGCAAUCAUUUCACCCAAGGCAGCGGCAAGCGUUGCAGAGAAUUGCGUGCUCUUUGUUUCUUUCUUUGGUUCUUGUUUGGUCUUUACCUUGUUUCCUUCAUUAUCCAAUUCUUCGUAAGACACGAUGUUGGUACUCAUACCUACAACAGCCGUGGUGGUGGUCGUAAGAAGGGAAGCGGCCCUGCCGUCGCUCCUCGUCCUGCCAUGUCGGCUGUUUAA
This is a messenger RNA of Schizosaccharomyces osmophilus, 555 nucleotides long. RefSeq names its product eisosome assembly protein Fhn1 (gene fhn1). Lineage: Eukaryota; Fungi; Ascomycota; Schizosaccharomycetes; Schizosaccharomycetales; Schizosaccharomycetaceae. The transcript has a single exon. Bases 1 to 555 code for a protein of 184 amino acids. Gene Ontology annotation, cellular component: eisosome; plasma membrane. Gene Ontology annotation, biological process: protein localization to plasma membrane; eisosome assembly. The record is from RefSeq and is a predicted model, not a curated record.